UUAUACUUUCUUACAGCAGAAAUAUGGGUGGAGGAGGAUGAGGCAAGGACAUUAAAAGGAGAAACCGGGCUACCUCAGGUCCUGCCUCCGUGAUAGUUCUAUUUCCCCUCCUGAUGGAUCAGUGUGCUGAAAAACUGCCCGAGGAGGUUCCCUGGGCUCUGGGGACACUUGCUCAGGGCUCCAGCACUAAAUAGAAGGGAAGGCCAUGGAGACUUCAGGAUCACUUCAAGACCACAGUCGAGUCCACGGAGAAUCAGAAGAUCUAGACCAUGGAGAGACGGAUUUCCACAAGCAAGACCAGGAGGCUGAGCUCUAUUCUCAAGAAGAGGAUGAGAAAGGCAAGUCUUCCUCCUCUUCAUCCUCCUCCUCCUCAUCCUCCUCCUCAGGUGCUGAGCAUGGGGAGCCUGACGUUUUGAAGGAUGAGCUUCAACUCUAUGAAGGUGCCCCCGGGGAGGUGGUGCCGUCUGAGGAAUCAGGACUCCGAAGGAGAGGCUCUAACCCAGAGAGUGGAGAAGUGGAGCCCUCCCAGUUAAGAAGACUAAAUAUAAAGAAGGAUGAUGAGUUUUUCCAUUUCAUCCUCCUCUGCUUUGCCAUUGGGGCCUUGCUGGUGUGUUAUCACUAUUACACAGACUGGUUCAUGUCCCUUGGGGUCGGGCUGCUCACCUUCGCCUCCCUGGAGACCGUUGGCAUCUACUUUGGCCUGGUGUACCGGAUCCACAGCGUCCUGCAUGGCUUCGUUCCCCUCUUUCAGAAGCUUAGGCUGAUAGGCUUCAGGAAGACCGACUGAGACCAGUGCCAGGUGGGCAGCCAGGCCAGGCCCCGGCGUGACCACCACUGCAUCCUUUCAGCCCACGAGGAUAGAGCAGCGUCCUGGGAGACGCGCGGGCGGGCCAAGCUAGAGCAAUAAAGAGAGCGCUUUGCCUUCCA
Messenger RNA from Balaenoptera musculus (blue whale), 927 nucleotides. RefSeq names its product transmembrane protein 40 (gene TMEM40). The transcript has 11 exons. The record is from RefSeq and is a predicted model, not a curated record. Bases 206 to 787 code for a protein of 193 amino acids. NCBI's taxonomy places the organism in Eukaryota, Metazoa, Chordata, Mammalia, Artiodactyla, Balaenopteridae.